Molecule: messenger RNA, 2673 nt
Organism: Diaporthe batatas
Lineage: Eukaryota; Fungi; Ascomycota; Sordariomycetes; Diaporthales; Diaporthaceae
Exons: 2
Coding region: 1392-2243 (283 amino acids)
Source: RefSeq, a predicted model, not a curated record
AUGAGACCUAACUCAAUCAGACAACUGUCUCGAGAUUGGCCCGCAUGGGGUCUAUUUGGGGAUCCGAGAAGACCAGCUGACACUGUGAUGGCCGCAUAUAAGGAUCAUGAUAUCUGCUCACACUCUAAUGUGGAGGGACUCAUCAUCGCCGCCACCUUGUCUUCUCUUCGCCUUCAAGGCGUAUUGCCUCUACAACUCAGUUUAUCGUUCUUUAAGUCAGACACAUUUCAAGCAAAAUGGACCUCUCAAAGCCGCAUGACGAUCGAACCGAAAUCAUCGAGAAGCGUAUCCAAUGCACCUCCUUUAGAAGCCCGCAAGACCUACCUACAACACUGAGGCUGUUUUGCAAGUCACGAGGCUUCGAAUUGCAAAGCUUUGAGAUGCGAAAUGACGAAUACAUCAUCCGGCUGAGGCCAAACCAACAUGACCAUAUGUUUGCCUCAAUAGCACAGUCAACAGAUGAUCCGAUCCGCACUAGGACAGAGUUAAUACAAUCAUACUAGCGCUGUGACGCAUUCAAACAGCGAUGGUGGAAUUUAAAUGCCUCAAAGCAGGCAACGGGGCAACGUGAUGGUGAUCCAUGGAUGAGUUGGGUCCCACCCACACGCGUACCUGUAUCCGAAAAGUAGGACUCAGUAAACGCAAGAUGCUGCCCCAAACCUGUCGAAUAAGAUAUCGAUGUUUGUCUGUGUGAACUACAUUGACACGUGGACGUCAAACUUCGGCUUCGGCGUUGGAGUCCGUCAAUGGCGAAGUGGGCCUCGGCUUUCUAAAAUAAAAUUCGUGGAUCCUCGACAAGUGGGCCGCGGACCACGGAUUCUGCGAGGGAAUCAGAUGCAGGCUGUGAUUUUCAGGCAAUCGAUGCAACGCCAUAGCCAUGUCUUCGCAGCCCGGUCGGUUUCUCCGGGCCCGUCAGCAAUUGCUUACACGAUGUAACACCCUUGCCCAGGUGGGCUGCGACUCCACACGUUGCACCCUUUAUCGGACCCGCAUAUGCCCAUCAGCAAUAGUUCAUGCAGUGUGACAGCAUCCCUGAGGCUGUUGUACCACAAGUGGCCUCGAACAGCCGGCUGGAUCGCCGUAAUCUCCCAGUCAUGGAAAGAAACCUUUUGGCUUUAAGCCCGCCUCCUCGAGCCGCAAGUGAGCCUCAAAGCCGGGCAGAAAAGCAUUUUGUCCACCAUAUAGUGGGUGAAUUCGGAAUGUUAAUUCAACUUUGGAUCUUUGCUGUGCCUGCGCUCAACGUUUUCUCGGUCAACAAUAAGCCUAUAGUUGGCUGUCCAAUUGUCACCGGUUCUCAGAGAGAUCUAACUAAUAUACAAGCUCCAUGAGAGGAUCAGUUUCCUCAAAUACUUUGACUUCAGGAGUGUCUUGUCGGAGGCUUGCCAGCAACAAUGUCAAAGCUAGCCAUGGAUACCGAAACUCCCCAGAAACCAAUGAAUUACAAAUUCAUUCAUGACCGAUGCACCCUAGAAUUUCGCUUGGACAGAGGCUCACUUAGCAACCCCACUUAUCUUCCACAAGAUCUUUUUCACCAGUUGUCGAGCAGGGAUCGGGUGAAGGCGACUAUAGAAAAGUCCUUCGGCUCAUCAAGCGCCAAAGAUUUACACGAGCUCGUGGAAUACGCACACCAAAAUCCCCAUAUAUUUCUCACACUUGUGUCUUGUCGGCUCGUGAAGAAACUUCCAAGCUUAAGGGGGGCAGGAGUCAGGGACGAUCAUCUUCCGUUGGCAGAGGAAUAUGAAGAGGGGACAGGCUCGAAUCGCGCGCGGAUUGUCUCUUUGAACACAGUCAAAUUGCCACCGAAUGCCUUCGUCGAAGGUGACGAUGAAACGGAUGAGGACAAAUGGGACUUGGGAGACCUGCAAAAGUUCAUUGAUUAUCAGUGGAUGUUCUAUGCUGUCGUCUUCCACAGGAGUUUACUGUUGUACACGGGCCUCCAUCCAAAGUGCCCUCUCCCAUUUGUCAAGAUAUCAGCGGACGGUACGGGGAGUGGCAAUUUUGGAAAGGUUUUCAGAGUCGGGCUGAACGAGAAGCAUUUGACGUCGACUUAUGCAGAGUUUCCCUACUUACACCGGAUUACGACCUCGGGUAAUUCAAAACCACUAUCUGUGAAAAACGAGAGUUACCCCCCCCCUUGUUUUAUUACCCCUGUCUACCCCGCUGCACCUGAAAAGCGCUUCCUUCGCACGCACGCCCACAUAGCGUCUUUAUUACUUCUUUAUCCUCUAAAACUCUCAAAAUAGCCAGCCCCCCUAAUAAACGCGCCCGCGUAGCGUUCUUACGCCCUCUUCGUACUUGGUGUACUGCUUGUAUUUCACGCCUUUUUUGCGACCAUUCUUAUUGUUGUUACGACUAGAAAGGGGCUGGAGGACGUUGCUUUGUUUGUGCGUAUGGGAACUGCAAAUAUAAAGCUCUUUCCUUCGCCGCAAUUGAGCCCCUUUAGGAAGUAAUUUGCCUUUGCGAAAACAACAAACUAGAAGUUAUAGAAGCAAUUAAGGCUAUACAAUGACUCCUUUAUUAGCCUUUAAACCCAGCUCCAGAGGUCUCUACUGGAGGGGAUGAAUAUUUAGCACUUAUAAGGUGUGCUGUGAGUGUGUUUGAGUGGAUUGUAAAUGCUAUGGAGAUAAUUGCUGAGGGGGAGGAAUUGGAGGACGAAGAAGCGGUGUAGACGCA